Molecule: messenger RNA, 1140 nt
Organism: Dictyostelium discoideum AX4
Lineage: Eukaryota; Evosea; Eumycetozoa; Dictyosteliales; Dictyosteliaceae
Gene: adh5
Product: zinc-containing alcohol dehydrogenase
Exons: 4
Coding region: 1-1140 (379 amino acids)
Biological process (GO): formaldehyde catabolic process
Cellular component (GO): cytoplasm
Molecular function (GO): alcohol dehydrogenase (NAD+) activity; S-(hydroxymethyl)glutathione dehydrogenase (NAD+) activity; S-(hydroxymethyl)glutathione dehydrogenase (NADP+) activity
Source: RefSeq, a predicted model, not a curated record
AUGAGCACAGAAGGUAAAGUUAUUACAUGUAAAGCAGCAGUGGCUUGGGAAGCCAAGAAACCAUUGGUAAUUGAAGAUAUUGAAGUUCAACCACCACAAAAAGGUGAAGUCAGAAUUAAAAUUUUAUAUACUGGUGUUUGUCAUACAGAUUCAUAUACAUUAAGUGGUAGUGAUCCAGAAGGUAUUUUUCCAUGUAUUUUAGGACAUGAAGGUGGUGGUAUUGUUGAGAGUAUUGGUGAAGGUGUUACAAGUGUUAAAGUUGGUGAUCAUGUAAUUCCUUUAUACAUUCCAGAAUGUGGAACAUGUAAAUUCUGUACAAGCAACAAGACUAAUCUUUGUUCAAAGAUUCGUAUCACUCAAGGUAAAGGUCAAAUGCCAGAUGGUACCACAAGAUUCAAAUGCAAGGGUAAGGAAAUCUUCCACUUUAUGGGCACAAGCACUUUCUCACAAUACACUGUUCUCCCAGAGAUUAGUUGUUGUGUCGUUAGAGAGGAUGCACCAUUGGAUAAGGUUUGUUUGUUGGGUUGUGGCAUUACCACUGGUUUCGGUGCCGCCAAAAUCACAGCAAAAGUCGAAGAAGGCUCAACCGUUGCCAUCUUUGGUUUGGGUGCAGUUGGUUUGAGUGUCGCCCAAGGUGCUGUCGAUUGCGGUGCCAAACGUAUCAUUGGUAUAGAUAAUAAUGAAACUAAAUUUGGACCAGGUAAAGAUUUUGGUUGUACAGAAUUCAUCAAUCCAUCAAAAGAUUUACCAGAGGGCAAAACCAUUCAACAACAUUUGGUCGAUAUCACCGAUGGUGGUGUCGAUUAUUCAUUCGAAUGUAUAGGUAAUGUCAAUGUAAUGAGAGCCGCUUUGGAAUGUUGUCAUAAAGGUUGGGGUGUUUCAACCAUUGUUGGUGUUGCUCCUGCUGGUGCUGAAAUUUCAACUCGUCCAUUCCAAUUGGUAACCGGUCGUGUUUGGAAAGGUUCUGCUUUUGGUGGUGUAAAAAGUCGUUCUCAACUCCCAUCAAUCAUUGAUAAAUAUAUGGAUAAGAAAUUAAAAGUUGAUGAAUAUGUUACCUUUACAUAUCCAUUAAAUGAAAUUAAUACUGCAUUUGAUGUUAUGCAUGAAGGUAAAAGUCUCCGUUCAGUUGUAAACCUCUAG